AUGAUUGUUAAUGAUUUAAGAAAUGAUGAUUUUAAUCUAAAUAGUAAUAAUAAUAGUAAUAACAAUAGUAAUAACAAUAAUAAUAACAAUAAUAAUAGCAAUAGUAAUAACAAUAAUAAUAACAAUAGUAAUAAUAAUAACAAUAAUAAUAACAAUAAAAGUAAUAAUAAUAAUAAUAAUAAUAAUAAUAAUAAUAAUAAUAAUAUCAAUAUUAAUGAUUGUGAUAGUAUUUAUAGUAAUAAUAAUAGCACAUUAAAUAGAAGAUCGGUAACAUAUUAUUCAUUAGCAAUUCAAUGUUUUAAUAAUAAUUAUUUUAAAUUAAUAAAAGAAAAUAAUAAUCAUGAUAAUAGUGAAAUCAUAAAGCAAAUUAAAAAACUUAUAUCAAUAAUUUAUUCAAAUUUAUCCCUAGUUUAUAUAAACGGGUGUUUUGUAGAUAAGGCAUUGGAUUCAAUAGAGAAGAGUAUAGAAUAUGAUAAAGAAAAUGCAAAGGCACAUUACAGAAAAGCAUUGUGUCUCAGAUAUAUGUGUCGUUUUAAAGAAUCGUUAGAAGCAUUAGAUAAUUCAUUAAAAACAUCAACGUGCAGGAAAGAUGAAGGAUUAAAGAAAUUAAUAGACAACGAAAAAGAUGAAGUGGUUAGUAAAUUAGAAAGAUUAAAGGUAGAAGAGAAAAGUUUUAAAGAGAAAAUUAUAAGAGACAAGGAGGAGCUUGGAUUAUUUCCGAUGGUAUCGAUUGAAUGGCAAGAAGGUAAAGGUAGAUGUGUAAUUGCAAAUAAUAAUAUUGAAAAGGGUAGUUUGGUUCUUAGGGUUUCACCGUAUACAGCCUCAAUUGAGGAUAUUCAUUUACAUAAAUAUUGUGGUUCUUGUUUCAACAAAAUUAUAAACAAAGAGGAUAGGCAGAAAUAUAAAUGUAAAGAAUGUAAAAAGUUUUUGUUUUGUGAGGAAUGCUCAACUGAUCCCGUAGCUAUUCAAUAUCACCAUGAAGAAUGUCCAAUUUAUCAAUAUUUUAAUAGAUAUCACCCAGAUAGUAAUGAAACUAGGGAUAUAAGGUUGAUGUCAAGGGUUUUAUUAAAUGCUUUAAAAGAAAAAAAAAUCAAUAAUAAAAAUAACAAUAAUACAAAUAAAAAAGAUAAUAAUAAUGAUAAUAAUGAUAAUAAUGAUAAUAAUGAUAAUAAUGAUAAUAGUGAUAAUAAUGAUAAUAGUGAUAGUGAUAGUGAUGGUGAUAGUGAUAAUGAUAGUGAUAGUGACGGUGAUAAUAAUAGAAAUAAUAAAAAAUUUAAAUCUUCAAAAUUAAAUAUAGCAAAGGUUACUUUGUCAGAAUAUUCAAAAAAUAAUAUACCAAUCAAGUGGAGAAAAGAACCUUUUUUAUUUGGCACCUAUAAUGAUAUUAUAAAUUUAUCGUGUUCAAAUGAUGGAAAGAUUGAUAAAGAAUUAAGAGAGAAGUUCAAUAGAGGUGUUACAACAUUAAUGAACCUGUUUGAAGAUAUCUAUGGUAUAGAUUUUUUAGGUGACUCAUUCACUCGCGAAGAAAUAUAUGAAAUAUAUACAAUCUUUCUCAGUAAUGGUCAUACAGUCUCAAAUAUAUUUGGUAAAGGAUAUGGCCAUGGAUUUUAUCCAUUGGGCUGCUAUUUUAAUCAUUCUUGCGUUCCUAAUGUAACAUGGUAUGUUGAUGAUAAUGGUAUGUUGGCAUUCAGAGCAACAAGAACUAUUAGUCAAGGUGAGGAGCUAUUUUUAACGUAUUAUGACAUGUUUUCAACUUUGGAUGAUCGUAGACCACAUCUUUUAGAUCAAUAUAGAUUCUUUUGUCAAUGUCCACAAUGCGAAUUCCAAUCAAAGCUUAGCGGUCUUACUUGUAAUCAGUGUAGAGAGCCUCUGGAAGAGAAACACCUCUACUUUGAACUUCCACUCAGUAACGAUGACAACGGUUAUAGAUUUACAUGCUCAGAAGGUCAUAAAACUUUUUACCCACCAGAAAAGGGUCAAGAAGGCCAAGAUGCAAUCAUUAAUGGUGAUUUAAGAACAUACGAGUUUGUAAAUUUACUUUUGCGCACAAAUUCAUUCUUGGAUGAAUGUAGAGAUGCUUUGGGUAGUUCCUCAAUUCCAAUUAGUUUUAUAACACCAGAGAUCAUAGGGCAAACACUCAACCAACGUAUAGCCAAUUCUUUCAACAUUGGUGGUAUAUUGGUUAAAUAUUUGAAAGAAAAUAUACCACCUCAUCAAAUUUACCACGAGGUUUUAGAAAAAUUACAAACAGCAAUUAAAGAUAAUCCAUUAAAUUUAACUCUUGAAGAGUUUUCUCCAACAUCAAUUUGUGAUUUAAAUUUAAAGUUAUUUAGAUCAAUUAGAAAAAACAACCCAGAGGAUGAAAGAUUAGAAAAAAUCAAAGAUAAAAUCAUAAGCAUUUUAAAAAUAAUUAAUGGUUACCCAAAUAAUUUAUCAUCCAAAAUUAUAGAUAAUCAGCUAAAUAAAAUAAAAUAAAAUUCAAGUAAUUUUAUUUGUUUUCAUUUUUAAUAAUUUUUUUUUUUUUUAUAUUUAAUUAUUUAAAUAAAUAGAAGAAUAUGGUGUAAGGUAUAAUCCAAAUAAAGAAUAAGAAAUAGAAUAAAGUUCGAAGAUUGUUUCGAUUAAAGUAUGGCUAUAUAAAAAAGACUUAAUUUAAAAAACUAUAGAGUAAUAAACAAUUUUGAGAUCGCUAUGAUCCAUUAAAAAAUCCCACU
Dictyostelium purpureum is the source of this 2711-nucleotide messenger RNA. RefSeq lists its product as uncharacterized. Gene Ontology annotation, molecular function: protein binding. The coding region runs from base 1 to 2475 and encodes 824 amino acids. The record is from RefSeq and is a predicted model, not a curated record. Gene Ontology annotation, cellular component: nucleus. NCBI's taxonomy places the organism in Eukaryota, Evosea, Eumycetozoa, Dictyosteliales, Dictyosteliaceae. The transcript has 3 exons.